AUGCGGGUUGUUGAACCAGAGCAGGCAGGCGGCGGAAGGAAUCUGCGUGCGCCGCGGAGAGCGCGAGGGAAAACAGCGGAGGGUGCGGCCGUAAUUCCACGCCAGAGGCAACCUGUUGGCGGCGACAGAGGGGGCGGUGGAGCCCGCGGUCGAUGCGGCUGGAGGCGGGCACGUGCCGCCCCCGCCCCCGCCCCCGCCCCCGCCCCCGCUCCACGUGUCACGCACAGCUCCCUGCACCCCGGGGGCGGCGCGCGCUUACAAUCGGGCCCGUCGGCCGCCACCGGCUACGUGGAGUGGCACGCGCCCGACCGGCCGGACGCGCUGCUGCUGCCCGAGUACGACUUCGUGGUGGUGGGCGGCGGCACCGCGGGCUCCGUCGUCGCCGCCAGGCUCUCGGAGGUCCCCGGCUGGACGGUGCUGCUGCUGGAGGCCGGCAUGGACGAGUCUGUGCUGACGGACAUCCCCAUCUUCGUGGGCUACUUCCAGCUGACCAACUACAACUGGGGCUACCGCGUGCAGCCGCAGCAUGGCGCCUGCCUCGCCAUGAGAGACCGCCGCUGCGAGUGGCCGCGCGGCAAGGCGCUGGGCGGCACCUCCGUCAUCAACUACAUGAUCUACACCAGGGGCCACCCCGGCGACUACGACUCGUGGCGCGACAUGGGCAACCCCGGCUGGGGCUACCGCGACGUGCUGCCCUACUUCAAGAAGUCCGAGAACGCCCGCCGGCUGCGCACCAAGGACGCGGGCUUCCACGGCGAGGACGGCCCGCUGGACGUGGAGACGCCGACGUUCCGCACGCCGCUGGUGGAGGCCUUCCUGGACGCGGCGGCCGAGGCGGGCUACCCGUCGCGCCGCGACUACAACGGCGCGCGCCACGACGUCUUCGGCUACGUGCAGUCCAACACGCGGCGCGGGUCGCGCUGCUCCGCCAACAAGGCGUUCGUGCGGCCGGCCGCGCAGCGCCCCAACCUGCACGUCGCGCUGCACGCGCACGUCGCCGGCGUCGACGUGGAGGCCGGCCGCGCCGCCGCCGUGCGCUUCCUGCGCGGGGGCCGCAUGCUGCGCGUGCGCGCCAGGAAGGAGGUGAUCCUGUCGGCGGGCGCGCUCAACACGCCGCAGCUGCUGAUGCUGUCCGGCAUCGGUCCCGCGGAGCACCUGCGCUCGCUCGGCAUCCCCGUGGUGGUGGACGCGCCCGGCGUGGGCGAGAACCUGCAGGAGCACGUCACCUACCUGGGGCUCACCUUCCUCGUCAACGACAGCGUCGCCUUCGUGGAGAGCCGCAUGCAGCAGCCGGCCGUCAUCCUGCAGUACCUCUUCAACGGCACCGGCCCGCUCACCGUGCCCGGCGGCGUCGAGGCCGUCGGCUACGUCCACACGCCGCUCCACGACGACCCGUACGGCCGGCCGGACGUGGAGCUGCUGUACGCGUCGGGGUCGCUCAACUCUGACGGCGGCGGCGCCCUGCGGAAGGGCUUCGGCAUCAGCGACGACUUCUACGAGCGCAUGUACCGCUCCGUCGACAACAGGGACUCCUGGACCAUCUGGCCGCUGCUCAUGCACCCGCGCAGCCGAGGACGGGUGCGGCUGCGCACGGCGAACCCGCUGCACUGGCCGCUGUUCGAGGCGAACUUCUUCUCGGACGAGCGCGACCUGCGCGUGCUGGUGGCGGGCAUCAGGGAGGCGCUGCGCAUCGCCGGCCGGCCGCCGCUGCAGAGGUUCGCGUCGCGGCUGCACGCCACGCCGGUGCCCGGCUGCGAGCACCUCGGGGGCGGCGGCGGCGGCGGCGGCGGCGGCGGCGAGGAGCCGGACGAGUACUGGGAGUGCGCGGCGCGCCGGCUGUCGGGCACGCUGCACCACCAGUCGGGCACCUGCAAGAUGGGCCCCGCCAGCGACGCCGCCGCCGUCGUCGACGCGCGCCUGCGCGUGCGCGGCGUCGCGGCGCUGCGCGUCGCCGACGCCUCCAUCAUGCCCACCGUGCCCACGGCGCACACCAACGCGCCCACCUACAUGAUCGGCGAGAAGGCCGCCGACAUGGUCAAGCAGGACUGGGGCGCCAUCCCGGCCCCGGAGACCACGUCUGCCCAGCCGGUGACGGCGGCGCGGGCUCAGCAGCCCUAGGCGACCCGCCUCCCGUACUACACCCGUCACCACUCGAUCUUUGUCAUUCUCGGCACUUCAGAAAUAUAGCAUAAGAUAGCCGUGAAGAGAGAUCGAAACUGCAUUAAAGGACGAGACUCAAACUUACACUGAUGAGAGGCGACACAGAAUUCGAUAUUUUUAUGUAAGGAAUCAGUGUCGAAAAUUAAUACUUAGAUCCAUUAUCAAAUGUAAGCGCUAGCCACGCAAAGUGUAAAUAUAUACACGAUCUCUUUCGGCCCCUAGCUGUUCAGUUCCAAAUGUAGAAACAUACAAGUACCUAAAAUACUGACAGAUCUUCAUUGGUCGGCAGGAUACAAGUCCAAUUUUGGCACUUUAACACGACUCACUUACAUCCCUCAACAUGAAGGCUAUUUACAUUUGUGCAUCUUCAGGCCAAACACAAAAAGAUAAUCCCCCUUAAAAUAAUCAAAAUAGACUUAUAUGCUUUUUAUUAAUAAAGGAAAUGAAUUUCCUCUAUUUAGUCCGUGAUCACUGUGAAUAUUUUAUAG
This is a messenger RNA of Schistocerca piceifrons (Central American locust), 2648 nucleotides long. Its product is annotated as glucose dehydrogenase [FAD, quinone]-like. The record is from RefSeq and is a predicted model, not a curated record. The transcript has 8 exons. Bases 1 to 2118 code for a protein of 705 amino acids. Lineage: Eukaryota; Metazoa; Arthropoda; Insecta; Orthoptera; Acrididae. Gene Ontology annotation, molecular function: flavin adenine dinucleotide binding; oxidoreductase activity, acting on CH-OH group of donors.